Messenger RNA from Rotaria sp. Silwood1, 378 nucleotides. The record is from the annotation of a GenBank genome assembly. NCBI's taxonomy places the organism in Eukaryota, Metazoa, Rotifera, Eurotatoria, Philodinida, Philodinidae.
AUGUGCUAUCAAGUUUGUUUGGAGACAUUUAUUUUGUUUCUAUUUAUAACAUCAUUUGCAACAGGUGUUGACGAAACUAUUAAAACUAAUUCAAAGUCGGAUGAAACUGCAGCUAUUCUUGAUAAAGCAGGUUCAUUUACUGAUGAAACAUCUACAAAUAUUUAUGAAGCAACUACCAUCGAUUUAAAUGAUACUAAUGUUACUGAAAAUUCUUCAAUAAUCGAAAUCACUAUGACAAGUGAUACUAUUCGUACUACACCGAUUAAAAUUACCUCCACUACAACAACAAGUCGAACAACGACACAAACAAAUUCAGCAAUUAAACAUUCUGUACUGCAUGUAUUUGUCUUCAUGAUCAUUGUUCAAAUCAUCAAAUAA